AUGCACGACCUCGAGAACAAUUCCACACAAACCAAAACCAAUGCCUCAGCCUUCAAAUCCCUGGGAUGGCUCGACCGUUUCCUCGCCCUCUGGAUCUUCCUCGCCAUGGCGGUAGGCAUCAUCCUGGGCAACUUUGUACCCUCGACAGGUCCAGCACUGGAAAAGGGCAAGUUUGUUGGCGUCUCGGUGCCCAUUGCGGUUGGUCUUCUCGUCAUGAUGUACCCCAUCCUUUGCAAGGUGCGGUACGAGUGUCUUCAUGAGAUCUUUUCUCAGCGGGAUAUCUGGAGGCAGAUACUCUUCAGCAUUGUCAUUAACUGGAUCGUUGCGCCCUUUCUCAUGCUUGGCCUGGCAUGGGCAUUUCUCCCAGAUAAACCCGAACUCCGCAUCGGCCUCAUCCUCGUAGGCCUAGCAAGAUGUAUCGCCAUGGUCCUGAUCUGGAACGGCCUCGCAGGAGGUGACAGCGAGUACUGCGCCAUCCUUGUGGCCAUCAACUCGAUCCUCCAGAUGGCCCUUUACGCCCCCAUGGCCAUCUUCUUCAUCAGCAUCAUCAGUAGAGAAGAGGGCGCACUCGAAGUAUCCUACUCGACCGUCGCCACGAGUGUAGCCGUGUUCCUAGGGAUUCCCCUUGGUGCUGCUGUUAUAACCCGGUUCUCCCUUCGAGCGACGCUUGGUGCAGAUUGGUAUGAGCGGGUAUUCCUGCGCAUCGCCUCGCCGUGGUCCCUCAUCGGACUUUUAUACACAAUCCUCAUCCUCUUUGCUUCGCAGGGCCACCAAGUAGUCCACCAAAUCGUAUCAGUCGUCCGUGUCGCAGCGCCCCUAAUCGUCUACUUUAUCGUCAUCUUCUUCGCAACGCUUCUCAUGGCGCGGAAAUGGGGAUUUGGAUACCCGCUCUCGACGACACAGAGCUUCACGGCUGCGAGCAACAACUUUGAGCUUGCGAUAGCAGUGGCCAUCGCCACCUAUGGACCGGGUAGUGACCAGGCGCUCGCGGCGACCGUGGGGCCGUUGAUUGAAGUUCCGGUGUUGUUGGGGUUGGUGUAUCUCCUCCGGUGGGUUUCGGAUAAAUGGAGUUGGAGGACUUAA
This is a messenger RNA of Fusarium vanettenii 77-13-4, 1083 nucleotides long. RefSeq lists its product as uncharacterized. Gene Ontology annotation, cellular component: plasma membrane. The record is from RefSeq and is a predicted model, not a curated record. Gene Ontology annotation, molecular function: arsenite transmembrane transporter activity; antiporter activity; antimonite transmembrane transporter activity. Bases 1 to 1083 code for a protein of 360 amino acids. Lineage: Eukaryota; Fungi; Ascomycota; Sordariomycetes; Hypocreales; Nectriaceae. The transcript has 3 exons. Gene Ontology annotation, biological process: arsenite transport; antimonite transmembrane transport.